AUGUGGAUGAAGGAGCAGAAGGCAACCAUUUUCAACAUAGAUGACGACGAGUAUGAAGUUUACUGCCGAGAGCCAGUCCUGAUGACGUCAGAUCCUUUGCGUUGGUGGCUGGAAUCCGCUCAACGACGCAGAUUUCCUAAUCUUUCUUUGAUGGCUAUUGACAUUUUGUCGAUUCCGCCCAUGUCUGCUGAGACUGAACGGCUAUUUUCAAAGUCUAAAGCCACAAUUACAGACCAAAGAGGCUCUCUCAACAUUAAAACUGUAAAUCUCUUGGAAUGCUUACGUUCCUGGGACAAAAGCACGCUCAUAGUCCCGUCUGAGUGCUGUUACGCUGGCCUGCCGUUAGCGAGUGACGGAGCCCAUGAGCAAGCUAGCCGAAGAAGUAACGUUGAGAUAUAG
Molecule: messenger RNA, 399 nt
Organism: [Torrubiella] hemipterigena
Lineage: Eukaryota; Fungi; Ascomycota; Sordariomycetes; Hypocreales; Clavicipitaceae
Source: the annotation of a GenBank genome assembly